CACCAACCCUUAAAUUAUCAGAUUCCGUUCCUAUACUAGAAAAUAUCAAAUAUAUAUAUAUUUUUUUCUCUCUCUCCUCUCAGUUGGUUUUUAUUAUUCACCUGAUUUUUGUGCUCGUCCACUCUCUCAAUUUUAAUAGCAGUUAAUCUCCUCUGUGUUCGGGUUCGAGCUUUCGUCUCAUCAAGGUACCAUUGUCACAGGUUUAUGCAAAUUGACUAUCAAGUAUAAAACCUGAAUUUUGAGAUUUUGUCUGAGCACCAUAAGUGGAGAAUGAUCCAAAGGUAUGGAUUAUAAUAAUGUGCAUGAAAUACCAUGGUGCAGUGCUUAGAGGGGAUCAAGCAUUUAUGUGCUGCAGUGCUUCAGUGUUGUGAACUUGAUAGGCAAUCAAGGGGCCUAGAGGAUCCUGAAGUCCUUGCACGAGAGACCGUGUUUAGUGUGAGUGAAAUAGAAGCACUUUAUGAGCUCUUUAAGAAGAUUAGCAGUGCUGUGAUUGAUGACGGGCUGAUCAACAAGGAAGAAUUUCAAUUAGCAUUGUUCAAGACUAACAAAAAAGAGAGUUUGUUUGCUGAUCGGCAGGUAUUCGACUUGUUUGACACAAAGCAUAAUGGAAUUCUUGGAUUUGAGGAGUUCGCCCGUGCACUCUCUGUAUUCCAUCCAAAUGCUCCUAUUGAUGAUAAGAUCGAAUUUUCUUUUCAAUUGUAUGAUCUCAAGCAGCAAGGUUUUAUUGAGAGGCAAGAGGUGAAGCAAAUGGUGGUUGCCACUCUUGCUGAAUCUGGCAUGAACCUGUCUGAUGAAGUUAUUGAGAGCAUCAUUGACAAGACCUUUGAAGAGGCUGAUACUAAGCAUGACGGGAAAAUUGAUAAAGAAGAAUGGAGAAGUCUAGUUUUGCGGCAUCCGUCACUUCUGAAGAACAUGACUCUUCAGUAUCUCAAGGAUAUAACCACUACAUUUCCGAGCUUUGUUUUUCAUUCAAGAGUUGAGGAUACCUGAUUCCAGAAGUUUGGUGCUAGCCCUGCCCUCUGUUUGUAAAUGUUGGUUUGGUCGUGCUAUUAUUGCUUCAAUUGCUUUUCUGGGAUGCUAUGUGUCAUUUUAUGGGCAAUUAAUGGAUUGGAUUCUGUUGCUAUGUCUCUGUUGUUUACAAGAUGAAAUAAGGACUGUAUUCUCAUUGUAAGUGUCGAUAACUAAAUCACGCUUGCUCAUGCCAAUACAGCCUUACGGCGUUUUUGGCCUGAUGGUUAUUUGUUGAUUGGGAGAUUGAGAAAUUGCCGAUGUUGCAGGACUCAGUGUAGUUGCUUUACAUACUCUUGGAAUUGGAUCCAUGCCAGGAUAACUGAA
This is a messenger RNA of Sesamum indicum (sesame), 1335 nucleotides long. Its product is annotated as calcineurin B-like protein 3. Gene Ontology annotation, molecular function: kinase binding; calcium ion binding. The record is from RefSeq and is a predicted model, not a curated record. Lineage: Eukaryota; Viridiplantae; Streptophyta; Magnoliopsida; Lamiales; Pedaliaceae. Gene Ontology annotation, biological process: calcium-mediated signaling.